CACCCCGAGCGUUAUGCGCUUAUUGGUUGAUCCGGCCUUCGGGUUUCCUGUUCCUUCCCGGCUUCCGUCCUUUCCGGUUGGUCGCCUGGACCGCUCGUCUCUGCCAUGGCCAAGAUCAAAGCCCGCGACUUACGAGGGAAGAAGAAGGAAGAGCUGUUGAAGCAGCUGGAUGACCUCAAGGUGGAACUGUCUCAGCUGCGUGUCGCCAAGGUGACAGGCGGAGCAGCCUCCAAACUCUCUAAGAUCCGGGUGGUUCGCAAAUCCAUCGCCAGAGUGCUGACGGUCAUUAACCAGACCCAGAAGGAAAACCUCAGGAAGUUCUACAAAGGCAAGAAAUACAAACCUCUCGACUUGAGGCCUAAGAAGACGCGUGCCAUGCGGCGCAGGCUAAACAAGCACGAAGAGGGUCUGAAGACGAAGAAGCAGCAGCGGAAAGAGCGCCUGUAUCCCCCUCGGAAAUAUGCCGUGAAGGCAUGAGCCUUGGGUGUGCAACUGGUCCACCGGCUACCAUUUUCCCAUUAAAGGUGUUUUGUCUUUGGAA
This is a messenger RNA of Rhineura floridana, 541 nucleotides long. RefSeq names its product ribosomal protein L35 (gene RPL35). Gene Ontology annotation, molecular function: structural constituent of ribosome; mRNA binding. Gene Ontology annotation, cellular component: ribosome; cytosolic large ribosomal subunit. The record is from RefSeq and is a predicted model, not a curated record. The transcript is spliced from 4 exons. Bases 106 to 477 code for a protein of 123 amino acids. NCBI's taxonomy places the organism in Eukaryota, Metazoa, Chordata, Lepidosauria, Squamata, Rhineuridae. Gene Ontology annotation, biological process: maturation of LSU-rRNA from tricistronic rRNA transcript (SSU-rRNA, 5.8S rRNA, LSU-rRNA); translation.